UACACCUCUGAGCGACAAAAUAGUGCAGCAUUACAGCUUUAAAUAGCUGGGUGACUCCCUCCUCAUCAGGUACACUUAAAAAACACUCUCAACACACUUCCUCUCUCAGUUGUAACCAGCACAUGGAAAUGGAGGACCAAAUGGAAAGCCAGAAGAGAAGAGGAAUGAGCAAAGAUGAAUUAAUAUCUGAACGGACAGGGUCUUUGGGAUGCGUUGGUUGGUUCCUAGUCAUACUCUCCGGCAUCUUCACAGCUCUUCUCUUCCCCAUCACCAUCUGGUUUUGUCUGAAGAUUGUUCAGGAGUAUGAGCGUGCAGUUAUCUUCAGACUGGGCCGCAUUACAGACAGGAAGGCUAAAGGACCAGGAAUUUUCUUUGUUAUGCCGUGUACCGAUUCCUUUGUGAAAGUGGAUCUGCGAACAGUUUCUUUUGACAUCCCACCUCAAGAGAUCCUGACUAAAGACUCAGUUACAGUUUCUGUGGACGGAGUGGUGUACUUCAGGGUCAGUGACCCCAUUGCCUCUGUGGCCAACGUGUCUAAUGCUGACUCUUCCACCCGCCUGCUGGCUCAAACCACCCUGAGAAAUGUUCUUGGGACUAAGAACCUGGCUGAGCUUUUAUCUGACCGUGAGGGCAUCGCCCACAACAUGCAGUCCAACCUGGAUGACGCGACAGACAACUGGGGCAUCAAAGUGGAGCGUGUGGAGAUUAAAGAUGUGAAGCUGCCACAUCAGCUGCAGAGAGCCAUGGCUGCCGAAGCAGAGGCUACACGAGAGGCCAGAGCCAAGGUGAUUGCAGCAGAGGGUGAGAUGAAUGCAUCUCGUGCCCUGAAGGAGGCGUCCCUCGUGAUCGCAGAGUCUCCGUCAGGCCUGCAGCUUCGCUACCUGCAGACUCUCAGCACCAUAGCAGCAGAGAAGAACUCCACCAUCAUUUUCCCCCUGCCCAUGGAUAUCAUAUCUCACUUCAUGAAGAAGUGAUAUCUCAGUUUGCUCAUCCUUUAAAGUCACUGCUAUAUUAAACAUACAUUUGAUGGGAUCAGGAUACAAUAU
Messenger RNA from Etheostoma cragini (Arkansas darter), 1046 nucleotides. RefSeq names its product stomatin (EPB72)-like 3b (gene stoml3b). Gene Ontology annotation, cellular component: plasma membrane. NCBI's taxonomy places the organism in Eukaryota, Metazoa, Chordata, Actinopteri, Perciformes, Percidae. The transcript has 7 exons. The record is from RefSeq and is a predicted model, not a curated record. The coding region runs from base 123 to 974 and encodes 283 amino acids.